ACUGCGCAGAACUCUAUUUACCUGCCUGUUGUUAUAGUGACCGCGCAGAUGACGUCACUUUGCGACAUUCGAAAAGAGCUGAUUUACGGUAACUUGAACUUCCGGAAAAAAAUAUCUUCACAUUUUUUCAUUAAAACUGAUGGUUUUACACUCAUAAUGACAACUAUUACAAAUAAUUAUCGCUUAUACAAACUUCUUGGAAGAUUAUCUAGAUGCUGCAUACAAACACAAUCAAGAAAUGUUACCAACUCAACAGCUAGGAAGAAAAGGGUGGAUAUAUUUAACAAAGAGAAAGAAAGACAGUUGUCGCUGAUUAGACGAAUAGAAAAAAUUCAAGUUGAACAUAAAGGGCCACCAGAAGAUUGUACACUCAUUAUGAACAAGGAUCUUUCGACUCCAUUCAAUUGUGCAAUGCAUAUUCAGGAACUGCUAAUGAACAGAUCUGUGCUAGCAUUAGUUAAUGGCAAACCUUGGGACAUGCAUCGCCCCCUGGUGGAAGACUGUGAACUGACUUUCCUGCAUGAGAAAGAUGAGGACCCAUAUCUGGUUAAUCAGGCAAUAUGGAGAAGCGGUUCCUUUAUUCUUGGUCAUAUUUUAGAAACAGCCUUUAAAGAUCAGCAUUAUGUGGAGUUAUGUUGCUUCCCCCCUCCCAGUGUUAAAAGUGGCAGCUUUAUAUAUGAUGUGGAUCUAAAAAUGCCAAAUUGGAAACCAACCAAGAUGGAGCUCAAUGUACUAUCAAGACUUGGAGGACGCUUGCAGUAUGAAGAUCUCAGAUUUGAAAGGCUGGAAGUAGACGCAUCAAUCGCUCAGAAAAUGUUCGAAGAUAACAGAUUCAAAAAAGUCCAGGUGGAGCAGAUUGCCGCAAAGUCAGACUCUGGUUCUUCCAUUACGCUAUAUCGUAUGGGGGAUCAUAUAGACAUGACAGGGGGCCCUCUCAUAAGCCAUACUGGUCAGAUCAACAGGUUUGCAGUAACAGGGAUACAUGAGAUUGAGAGUCCUGAUUAUGGAGCACUACAGAGGGUCCAAGGCAUCAUAAUACCAGCUAAUCUCAGUAUUCACUACUGGACAUUUGAGUGGCUAGCAGAAAGAGCAGCACAGUUUAAUGCGGCAGGUAUCCCUACCAAGACUGGUUAUAACACAUACAAGGCAAACAAAGAAGACAAAAUACAUGAGGAUUUAGACUUGGGAGGAUAACAGUAUAAGAUGUAUAUUAACAAUGUAUAAUUAUAAAUGGAGGAAUAAAGAGGAUACAAUAAAGGAGGAUUAAUAAUUCACAAUGAGGAUUAACUAUUUCUGAAGAUUUUAAAAUGUGAUCUUGCAAUCCAAGUGAGAUAUAUCAAUUUAAGAGCAGGCCAACAUGCCAAAAAUGGGAGAUUCAGCAUCCAUCCUUUGAGCCUUGAUCUUAUAGAGAUAAAAAAUAUGAAUUUAUCGAUUCAUUAGGCUCAAGAUGUUGGUAAAAACUGUUUUAAUUGUGAUGUUAGACUGAAAUAAAUUAGAUAAAAAUAAAUUUGGAUUAGUCUAUUUCUUAAAACUGUAAUAGUCUUUAUCCUUAUUAACAGUUAUAUCUCAAGUAACUGGUUCCAAAUGUUUGAAAAUAAUGAAUUUGGUUUUACAUUGAAACCAGGGAUUCAAUUCAAAAAUGUACAUAUUCCGAUGGUUAAUAUACUAUACCUUUUCCCUAGCUUAAGUGAAAACGACAUGCAAAAUGUCAUAAUCUGUUGUUUGUUAUUGAUGUCGAAUGCUGAACACUGUCCACAAAAAAGGUUGGA
This is a messenger RNA of Owenia fusiformis, 1769 nucleotides long. The record is from the annotation of a GenBank genome assembly. Lineage: Eukaryota; Metazoa; Annelida; Polychaeta; Sabellida; Oweniidae.